AUGGCUACUGCGGCAUCGGUAGGCUCUGCGUUUGAGAAGAUUGGCGUUCAUCUUGAGUGCAGCAUCUGCACAGAUAAAUACAAAAAACCCAAAGUACUGGACUGCCUACACAGCUUCUGUGAGGAAUGUCUGGUGAAAAACCAUGAUGGCAGAUACAGAAGAAAACCAACGUUCCCUUGCCCUGAUUGUCGUCAGGAGACGGCACUUCCCCAGUCUGGCAUACACGGCCUCAGGACCAACUUCCAUUUGGCAGGUUUGAUUGAAGAAUUUGAAUUACAGGAGAAGGUAGCAUGCUCAGUAGACUCGAAGCUUUUCUGUGAGACAUGCGACGAGGAUAACGAGGCCUUGUAUCACUGUUUCGACUGUCGAAAGAAUAUCUGUACGACGUGCCGUAAGGCGCACUUGCGGUUCCCAGUAUCAGCACACCAUGAGGUACCGACUUUAGAUGAAAUUCGUCAGGGGAAGGUCGGUGUGGCACGAAAACACGACGAGUACAAAUGCCACAACCACAAGGACGGUUUGAAGCAAUUCUAUUGCAAGACAUGUGAUGAGCUGAUCUGCCAAGGCUGCACAGUUGUUGAUCAUCCCACUGCCACACAUGACAUCACUGCCAUCGGAACGGCUUCAAGAGAAUACAGAAAGUCACUGAAGAAGGGCUUGCCUGCUUUAGGUAGAGACAUACAAGGCCUCGAGUUGUCUCUGCAAGACACUAUUGAGGCCAAGAAGAUAGUCCAGCACAACAUGGUGAAGGCCCGAAAGGGGGUGCAGGACAGAGCUGCUGAGUUCAUAGCACAGGUUAGAGCUGAAGAAAAACGACUCCUUCUUGAGAUCAAAAGCCAGGAACAGAGGCAAAAUAAGGCACUGCAUGAGCAUGAGAAGACAGUGAGUGACAUGCUGCAGAGAAAGAGGCAUUCACUGAAAACCGGCAACGAACUAACGAGCAGUGCAUCGGAUUCCGAUUUCCUUUCACUCUACCCCGUGAUCAGCAAAGAUUUGACAAAGAUGAGCAAUCAGCAUCUUCCACAGUAUCAUCACAAACUUUGGUAUCUGAGGUUCAACAAGAGUCCGACAGCUGACAUCGAUUUGGGCAAAGUGGAGCAGGAAGGAGACAAGUGGGAACUGCAUCAUGAAUUCGGCAAGCAGGGGAGUGGUGCAGGGGAGUUUGAAUCAGCCAGAGGCAUUGCUGCUGCUGCUCAACCUGACGAGAUUGCAGUGGCCGACUGGAGGAACAAGCGAGUAGUAAUCUGUAACAGCCAUGGACAAACCAAGAGCUCCAUCCUGAUCAAUGCAAAUGACGUUGUUUCUGUAUCGAAUCAGUGGGUGUGUGCUUACCACGGCAAGAUGAUGGUUUACAAUAGGGACACCAAGCCAGCACGUGAUUUUGAUACACUACAGGAGAGUGAGGUUGGCAAGACAGAGGUGCAGCUUACGAGCGUAUCUGUCAUGCCCAAUGGUAACAUCGUGGUGGGUGAUAGGAAAAGGAAGGUGUUGACUGAGCUCGAUCCCAGGAAUGGUGAGAUCCUACACACCAUGCUAGUGAAGAUACGACCCGACUACUUGGCUGUACUGAGCAAUGGUUGGAUUGUGAUCAGUGAUAUUGAAGAGGGACUACUAGCGAUAGUGGAGGUUUCUGAUGGCAAUGCUUUUCCAGUUGCCAUAAUCCAACCAACCAUUGGCGGUAAACCAGUGAAAUACUGCAAGGGUAUAUGCAGCAACAGUUCGGGUAUUUACAUUGCAGUCACUGCCACAGAGUUCGUCAACACCGGUCACAUUCACCACUAUGACUGUACAGGUCAGUUUAUCAGCUGCGUGGCCCAGGGUCUGUACACUCCCUGUGGAAUCACAUUCACAGCUGACAGGCAGCAGCUGGCAGUGGCUGACCUGUACUCAGUCAAGAUCUUUCACAAGGUGUGA
This is a messenger RNA of Patiria miniata (bat star), 1914 nucleotides long. RefSeq lists its product as uncharacterized. Gene Ontology annotation, molecular function: zinc ion binding; ubiquitin-protein transferase activity. Gene Ontology annotation, cellular component: nucleoplasm; chromatin. The record is from RefSeq and is a predicted model, not a curated record. Lineage: Eukaryota; Metazoa; Echinodermata; Asteroidea; Valvatida; Asterinidae. The transcript is spliced from 2 exons. The coding region runs from base 1 to 1914 and encodes 637 amino acids. Gene Ontology annotation, biological process: positive regulation of DNA-templated transcription.